Molecule: messenger RNA, 12873 nt
Organism: Pan troglodytes (chimpanzee)
Lineage: Eukaryota; Metazoa; Chordata; Mammalia; Primates; Hominidae
Gene: SRL
Product: sarcalumenin
Exons: 8
Coding region: 7334-10093 (919 amino acids)
Molecular function (GO): GTP binding
Source: RefSeq, a predicted model, not a curated record
CUGCUCCCGGACUCCUUCAGCGCGCUGCCCGCCUGCCCAGGGCCUUACCGGAGAGCAGGUGACGGCGGCCUCCGGGCACUGAGCUCGCGCUGACGAAAGGUUCUGGAAGCCGCCGUAAAAACUAAUCAAGAAACGGGUGACAGGACUUUUCGUAAAACAUUUAAUUUUUACCCAAAGUAUCCGAAACAUUGCCGUGUCAAUCUGAGUGCGAUGGGAGACUGCCGGCCCCAAGGAGCUGCUCGUCCUUCUGCCGAGUCCCGGGCCAGACCCGCGGAGGAGACCGCCGCGCCGGAGGAGACCGCCGCGCCGGAGCUCGGACCUGACGUUUUUGUGAAGCACAGGGGGCGUGGGAGGGACCGGAUCAAUGCGGCACUCAACAAAACCUGUUUUUAAAAGAGUCGUGCUGUGUCGCCCAGGAUGGAGUGCAGUGACGCGAUCUCGGCUCACUGCAGCCUCCAUCUUCCGGGCUCAAGCAAGCCUCCCGCCUCAGCCUCCUGAGUAGCUGGGAUUACAGGCACACACCUCCAGCUCGGCUGUUUUAAUUUUUUUUUUUUUAGACGUAAUUUAGCUCAUGUUGACCAGGCUGGAGUGCAGUGGCGCGAUCUCGGCUCACCGCAACCCCCGCCUCCCGGGUUCAAGCGAUUCUUCCGCCUCAGCCUCCUGAGUAGCUGGGAUUGCAGGCAUGCGCCACCACGCCCGGCUAAUUUUGUACUUAUAGUAGAGACGGGGUUUCUCCAUGUUGGUCAGGCUGGUCUCGAACUCGCGACCUCAGGUGCUCCGCCCGCCUUGGCCUCCCAAAGUGCUGGGAUUACAGGCGUGAGCCACCUCUGCAGGGCCAAAAGCCUUUUAUUGGAGUACUGGGUAACACAUUCAGAAGAGGGUGCAUAGCUUAGGCGCUCCGUGAAUUUUCACAAACUGAACAUACACCCAGGUAGCCAACACCCCCAGCAAGCCCCAGAAUCCCCUCAUGCUUGCUUUCUGCCACUAUCAAGCAGUUUGCUUUCUUUCAGAUUUUUAAGUUUUGAAAUAAUUAUCGAAAUGUACAGGGAGAAGUCUGGGUUGGUGGUUCUAACCUGUAGUCUCAGCUACUAGAGAGGCUGAAGGGGGAAGAUGGCUUUAGCCCUGGAUUUCUAGACUAGCCUGGACAACAUAGCAAGACCUCAUCUCUAUUUGUUUUUGAGACAGAGCCUCGGUUUGUCACCCAUGCUGGAGUGCAGUGGACCUCUGCCUCCCGGGUUCAAGUGAUUCUUCUGUCUCAGCCUCCCGAGUUAUUUGGGAUUACAGGUGUGCGCCACCACGCCCAGCUAAUUUUUUUGUAUUUUUAGUAGAGACGGGUUUCACCAUGUUGGCCAGUCUAGUCUUAAACUUCUGACUUCAGGUGAUCUGCCCGUCUCGGCCUCCCAAAGUGCUGGGAUUACAGACGUCACCCACUGCUCUUGGCCUAUCUUUUUUUUUUUUUUUUUUUUUUAAAGAGAUGUAUAGGGAGAUCACCCAGUAUCCCUCAGUGUUAACAUCUUGCAUAGCUACAGUUAGCAUAGAAACCAGGUAAUUGACAUUGGUACUGUACAUGGGACUUACUCAGAUUUACACGUUUUUUAAUGUUUUAUUUGUAUGUAGUUCUCUAUUCUCUACCAUUUUUAUGAGAGUUCCAGUUGCCUUGCAUUCUCACCAGCACUUAUUAUUGUCAGAUUUAUCAUUAUUUAGGUAUUCUGGUAGGUGUAUGGUGGAAUCUCACCAUAGUUUUAAUUUCUUCUCUUUUUUUAAAAAAUAGGAACAAGGUCUCACCAUGCUGCCCAAGCUGGUCUGAAAACUCUUGUCCUCAGGCAGUCCUCCCACCUCGGCCUCCCAAAGAUCUGAGAUUACAGGCAUGAGCCACCACACCUGGCCUUGGUUUAAAUUCCUAUCACAGUAUAUUAGUUUUCUCUGUUGUGUAUUGAUUGAUUGAGACAGGGUCUGGCUCUGUUGCCCAGGCUGGAGUGCAGGGGCAUGAUCCCAGCUCACUGCAACCUCCACCUCUUGGAUUCAAGUGAUUCUCCCGUCUCAGCCUCCCGAGUAACAGGAACCGCAGGUGUGUGCCAGCACGCCUGGCUAAUUUUUUUUUUUUUUUUUUUUUUCUUGAGGUGGAGUUUCACUGUUGUUGUCCAGGUUGGAGUGCUGUGGCACAAUCUCAGCUCACUGCAACCUCUGCCUCCUGGGUUCAAGUGAUUCUCCUGCCUCAGCCUCACGAGUUGUUGGGAUUACAGGCGCCCGCCACCACGCCCAGGUAAUUUUUGUUUAGUAGAGAUGGGGUUUCACCAUGUUGGCCUGGCUGGUCUCGAACUCCUGACCUCAGGUGAUCCACCCACCUCGGCCUCCCAAAGUUGUGGGAUUGCAGGCGUGAGCCACUGCGCCUGGCCUAAUUUUUCAAUUUUUUGGUGGAGAUAGGGUUUCACCAUGUUGGCCAGGCUGGAGUUUUGCCUGUUCUAGAACCUUGUAUCAGUCAUACAACACAUAAGUUCUUUUUGUCUAGCUUCUUUUGCUCAACACAAUAUCUCUGAGAUUUAUUUAUGUUUUUAUGUAAACAUAAAUGUUCAUUUUUCUUGCUAAGUACUAUUUCAUUGUAUGAAUAGACCACAGUUUGUUUAUCCAUUCACCUAGUGGUGGACAUUUAUUUUUAUUUAUUUAUUUAUUUAUUUAUUUAUUUAUUUUUGAGACAGAGUCUUGCUCUGUCACCCAGGCUGGAGUGCAAUAGCUCAAUCUCAGCUCACUGCAGCCUCUGCCUCCCAGGUUCAAGCCAUUCUCCUGUCUCAGCCUCCUGAGUAGCUGGGAUUACAGGCACACACCACGACACCCUGCUACUUUUUGUAUUUUUAGUAGAGACAGGGUUUCACCAUGUUGGUCAGGCUGGUCUUAAACUCCUGGCCUCGUGAUCCAUCCACCUCGGCCUCCCAAAGUGCUGGGAUUACAGGCAUGAGCCACCACACCUGGCCCAUGGUGGACAUUUAUGUUGUUUCCAACUUAGGGCUAUUAUAACUAGAUUUUAGUAGCUACCAUCCCCCAAAUGCAUGGUACCAAUUUUCUCUCCUACCAACAGCAUGUAAGGUGACAGUUCAGGAGAAGUGUCCUAAGCAUGUGUCAUGGACCCUCUUUGGGGGGUGAUUUCUUUGAGGCAGGGCCAGGCAUUCUUGGUUCUAUGUGGCCUCCCCUGCCCUAUUUUUUUUUUUUUUAGAUGAAGUUUCACUUUUGUCACCCAGGCUGGAGUGCAGUGGUGCUAUCCCGGCUCACUGCAACCUCCGCCUCCCGGGUUCAAGCGAUUCUCCUGCCUCAGCCUCCCGAGUAACUGGGAUUACAGGCAUGCACCACCGUGCCCAGCUAAUUUUUGUAUUAUUAGUACAGACAGGAUUUUGCCAUGUUGGCCAGGCUGGUCUCCAACCCCUGGCCUCAACUGAUCCACCUGCCUUGGCCUGCCGAAGUGCUGGUAUUAUAGGCAUAAGCCACCGCGCCUGGCUGGUCCCCUACCCUAUUUUAAGAGUCUCUAUUAGGGAUAAACUUCAUGGAAAAUGUAUGUCUGCUCUAAGAAUGUUCUCCAGUGUCAUUACCUUGCGCUGUAUCUGUUUCCUCUUUAUGAGGAUUCUCAGAAGAAAUUCUUGCCGAGUCUCAAUAGUUGAAAUAAUUUCACUCCUCCCAAGCAUUUGGUUUGCUCUUAUUUUAAGGACACUGAAUUGGGCAGGUGGUCAAGUUACACACAUGUGAGGGACUGAAAUAUAUGGUGUCAUUUUUUCCCAUUAGUCUUACGAAUGGUUCCAUACUGUGUGCCUUCCUGUUUUUCUUCCACUAGUACUUCCAGUUCGUGCUUUCUUGCUAUAUUUUAUAGAGAAAGGCCAUUUCUAUGUCUUUCUGGUACUGGGUGGGUUAUAAUAAAAACGUGCCUUUGGUGCCAUGAUUUGGGGGUGUCUUUGGCCGUGCAGCAGAGCGAUGCCCCAGCUCUGCUAGAUGUUUGAAGGGCUAUUGAGUGGAAGAGGGGUCCCUUCCUGUGACCUUGGCCCCGUUAUCGGUUGACUAACUGGCCCCAGACCAGUAUGUAAAGCACAUGCAAAUCCUCAGACAGCCUCUUGGAGCCAGCUGGCCAUGCUGUCCUCAGCUUCAGAUUUUUUUGUGUUUCUGGCUCCACCCUGUUCCCCCGCAUCCUAGUCCAUCCUCCUGUCCUUUCUUGAACCAGCUGUCUGUCUGUGCUUUCCUCGAUGCUGUGUGGCCUUGUAGCAUUUGUCAUUUUCACUCUGUUGAGUUGUCCGGCUCGGCCUCCCUUGCCCUGCAGGUCCUGGGCAGGGAUGGCGUUAUAUCAUCCUCUGCGUUGGUCUCCUUUCUCCUCUUGCCCUGCUGAGUUGCAAGUUUUUUCUGUUGAUUGACAAGAACCUGUGCUGACAGAGGAGGGGAUAGGACUGGGGGCUGCGGCAGGACCAGCUCUAAAUCUGUCAGCUGUAGAAAGGAAUGAGUUCCCCAAAGCAGCUCCUCUCACCACACCCCCGACUGAAAAAAAAAGGAGCUGGCCGGGCAUGGUGGCUCGUGCCUGUAAUCCCAGCACUUUGGGAGGCCAAGGCAGGUGGAUCACCCAAGGUCAGGACUUCAAGACCAGCGUGGCCAACAUGGCGAAACUCCGUCUCUAUUAAAAAUAGAAAAAUUAGCUGGGCAUGGUGGUGCCUGCCUGUAAUCCCAGCUACUAGUGGGGCUGAGGCAGGAGGAUCGCUUGAACCUGGGAGGUGGAGGUUACAGUGAGCCGAGAUCAUGCCACUGCACUCCAGCCUGGGCAACAGAGCGAGACUCCAUCUCAAAACAACAACAACAACAAAGGCUGGUCGUGGUGGCUCACGCCUGUAAUCCUAGUACUUUGGGAGGCGAAGGCGGGCAAAUUGCCUGAGCUCAGGAGUUCGAGACUAGCCUGGGCAACACAGUGAAACCCCGUCUCUACCAAAAUACAAAAAAUCUGUAGUCGCAGCUACUCAGGGGGCUGAGGCAGGAGAAUUGCCUGAACUGUGGAGGUGGAGCUUGCAGUGAGCCGAGAUCACGCCACUGCACUCCAGCUUGAGUGACAGAGCAAGACUCCGUCUCCAAAAAAAUAAAUAAAUAAAAAUAAAUUUAAAAAAAUUAGGAGCUGAGAAUGACAGCUGCAAAGUUGCCUGAAUUAGGGGGCCCAAGUCAAGUUUUCCCCAGGAUGCCGGCUAUCUUGGUGGAUGGCCUCAAUAAAUAGGCAGGUGAUUUGUGAAGGUUGAAGGGGUUGCAGCUGCCACACACAUCAGCGAUUAGUCUUUUGAUACACAUUUAUUAUCUCUCCUAUUGUCUCCUGCCCCAUGGGAGAUGUAGACAGUGCUCUGAACAUUCUGGUUGCAAAGAGAAUUGACAAACUGCUGUUCUCCAGCCUGACCAACAUGAUGAAACCCCAUCUAAAAAUACAAAACAAUUAGCCGGACUGUAGUGGUGCGCACCUGUAAUCGCAGCUACUCAGAAGGCUGAGGCAGGAGAACUGCUUGAAUCCAGGAGGUGGAGGUUGCAGUGAGCUGAGAUCACGCCAUUGCACUCCAGCCUAGGCGACAGAGUGAGUCUCUGUAUCUGCUAUUCUGUUGUAGGAGAAGGAGAUGUCAGGUAUAAGGGUUAGCAGGGGGUGGCUUGGUUGCGAUCAGGAGAGAGGUGGUGCUCAUUCUCCAUGGGAUCCUUGUGGCGCAUGUCCCUGGCUUUUUUUUUUUUUUUUUGGAGAUGGAGUCUCACUCUGUCACCCAGGCUGGAGUGCAGAGGCACAAUACUCGGCUUACUCGGCUCUGCCUCCUGGGUUCAUGCAUUUUUCCUGCCUCAGCCUCCUGAGUAGCUGGGAUUACAGGUGUGCACCACCACGCCUGGUAUUUUUAGUAGAUAUGGGGUUUCUCCACGUUGGCCAGGCUGGUCUCAAACUCCUGACCUCAAGUGCCGCGGUUUGCCACGGUUACCACGGGACUAAACGAAGGGGGACGAACGUAGAAAUGAAAACUUAAAACAAAAGAAACUGUUUUAAAGGAAGGGGCCAGGGGAAGAAGAAGACGGCUCCCUGCUUCUAGUGAGCAAGGGCAGCCGCCUUGAGCCUCUACCGCCCUUCAUACUCAUUUGGUAGAAAGAGCAGGGUGGAGGAGGUAACAAUUGGUCAGCUGCUUGAUUGAUCACAGGUUCACAUUAUCUCAUUACAAGAAACACUUGUGCCUGGGUCGUGACUGCCCUCAGCAUUCCUUCUGGGUGGCAGACGCAGUUUGUCAGUUUGCCAACAUCCUGCUUUCAUGAGAACAGUUUGCUGUUUACUCAUAUAGCCUCCAGUGGUGCACUGAGUUGAUCACGACCCUCACUCUUUCGGCCUGCAACACUCAAGUGAUCCACCUGCCUCGGCUGCCCAGAGUGUUGGGAUUACAGGCAUGAGCCACCGCGCCCGGCCUGCUCCUGGCUUUUGGCCGAAAGUUGAGACUUAGAAGUUGGGAGGAGACCUGGAGCACCGUGGCUAGUUCUAGGCCCUACACUCUUCAGAACAGCAGAGCUGUAGCUCUCUGGUAGUGAGCUCUCUGUUGCUGGGAGUAUUCAGAGGCUGGAUGGCUGGCUGUUAAGGGAUUUCUGCUUGGGUGGGAAUUUGGGUCCCUCUAAGACAGAUAACCUAUGAUUUCUAAGAUAAAUGGGACAGUACUUUCAAUGAGGGUUACAUGUUAACGCUGGGUCAGUCUUGAGUACAAAAUGGAUUCAGAGACCUGAGUUGUCAUGUUCAAUCUGAUUUUCCUAGCCCUUUGAGGAACCGUUUGAGGUGUGGCAUGAUACAGCAAGUCAGCUGCCAAAGAGGGGCUUAGCCACAGGAAGUGCGUGCCCAGAACGGUAAAGGGGCUGUGGCCUUUCUUAUCAUCUUCACUCCCUGUCCCCACCAUCACCUGCUCUUCAUGCUUUGUGAUAAUUCAGUGAGCUCAUACUCAUGACCUGUGUCCUCCAGCAUGUGGGUUACAAUUCAAUGAAACGUUAAAAUAUCUACCCCUCCAGCAUCUCCCGUGUCCCUCACAGCAGUUCUAUGAGGCUGGCUGCCCUGUUUGACAACUGAGGCCCGCAUCUUCCCCGGGAUUACCGACGUGUGGCUCUGAGCCCUGUCCCAAGGGAUUUUCUCCAUCAGAGAAGAGGAGCACUUUGAGCUUUCAGAGGAGCAGCCCUCUGCAAGUGAAGUGGAAAAAAAGGAAGCAGCCCCUGGCUUUCCAAGAGUCCCUGCCCACCCAGAUGCCCGCUGGCGGAUGCAGCCUCAUCUCAAGGACACUGCUUGCUGGAUAAAUCCCUCACCACCCUAGAGACAGCCCACGGUCCUGAGACAAGGAUGCGGGCCAGGCUUGAUGCAGAACUGCAAGUCUCCGCGUCGGGUGGCACAGAAGAUGUUGGCAAUUUGUUGGAGAAUCAUUUCUCUGCUGGAGACGCAAGUCUAGAGGAGAAAGAAAGGGCGCUUUAUGCAGACACAGCCCCUCAAGACAAGAAACUGCUCCUUCACUACCCAGAUGGCAGGGAGGCCGAGAGCCCCGAGAAGACCCCCGCGUCUGCCGCCAGCCCGGGCCCCGAUCCUGAAGCCAGCCUCUCCAAUGCCUCAGCCACAGAGUCACCUCCACCUGGGGAAAGGGACAACAGGGAAGCUGCGGGGCCUGGGGAGGAAAAGAAUGGCCCACCAGUGGCAAGCGCCCUCCCUCCAGGAGGGGCCAAGGGGCCUGUGGAAGAGGAGUGGCCGGAGCCCAGUUCUGGAGAGGGACAAGGAGAGGAGGAGACUGGGCUUGGGCUCCCCACGGAGGGAACUGCCAGUGGAGAGGCAGGAGGACAGGCUGGGGGCCAUGAACUCCCCGAGGAAGUCCAGGAGGUCCAAGGGGACAGCCUGGUGCAGGGAGCAGUGGCAGGGACAGCAGAGCCAAAGGCAGAGGGGGCCUCUCCUCACUCAGAGGGUGAUGGGGUCGGUCCACUGAACGCAGAGGCCGAGGGCAGCCCUGGGCCUGGCGAGGAGCCUGCAGUGCCAGAGGGAGCCCCUGACGUCGCGGCUGUUGGGGGAGAGUCGGAGCCAGAUAUUGACACACAAGCCAGUGAGGGCACCGAGGACCAGGGGGAGCCCGGCCCAGCUGCAGAGGCCAGUGCAGAGCCUGGGGGCGCCCAGAGCGUUAAGGCAGGGGACACUGAGGAGAGCCAGGCCCCAGAGAUGACUGAGGAGGACGCAGAUGAAGCCUCCUCUGAAGAGGAAAGUGGUGAUGGAAGUGGAAGCGAGGAAGAAGGAGGAGUUCCCUCCGAAGAGGAGUCCGAAGAGGACAGCGGCGAUGGGGCUAGCUCAGAAGAAGCAGAGGGCGCCUCCGAGGAGGCCACGGAGCCCCAGGAGGCUGGGGAGCCCCAGGAAGCCAGGGAGCCCCAGGAAGGCGGGGAUCUGCAGGAAGCCGAGGAGUCCCAGGAAGGCGGGGAUCCCCAGGAAGCCGAGGAGCCCCAGGAAGGUGGAGCGCCACAGGAAGGCGGGGAGCCCCAGGAAGGUGGGGAUCCCCAGGAAGCCAGGGAGCCCCAGGAAGCCAGGGAACCCCAGGAAGGUGCAGAGCUUCCGGAAGCCACAGGAACCACAAGUCACAGGGACAGAGGGGCCCAGCCUGGCCCGGAGGAAUUGAAUACAGAGUCCAUGGGCAGUGAGACCCUGGAUAUGAAGGCAGAGGAGCCCGAGGAGGGACAUCAGGGGAGGGAGAGUCCCAUCAUUGUUGCCCAGGAAGAGACGGAGGAUGCAAAUGAAGAAGCCCCAUUGAGGGACCGCUCCCACAUCGAGAAGACCCUCAUGCUGAAUGAGGACAAGCCAUCCGAUGACUACUCUGCGGUGCUGCAGCGGCUUCGGAAGAUCUACCACUCAUCCAUCAAGCCUCUGGAGCAGUCCUACAAGUACAAUGAGCUCCGGCAGCAUGAGAUCACAGAUGGAGAGAUUACCUCCAAGCCCAUGGUACUGUUCCUGGGACCGUGGAGUGUUGGUAAAUCUACCAUGAUAAACUACCUCCUUGGGCUGGAAAAUACUCGCUAUCAGCUCUAUACAGGCGCUGAACCCACCACCUCUGAGUUCACGGUCCUCAUGCAUGGGCCUAAGCUGAAAACCAUCGAGGGCAUCGUCAUGGCUGCUGACAGCGCCCGCUCCUUCUCACCCCUUGAGAAGUUUGGCCAGAAUUUCCUAGAGAAGCUGAUUGGCAUUGAGGUUCCCCACAAACUUCUGGAGAGGGUCACUUUUGUGGAUACACCAGGCAUCAUCGAGAACCGCAAGCAGCAAGAAAGAGGCUACCCCUUCAACGACGUGUGCCAGUGGUUCAUCGACAGAGCUGACCUCAUCUUUGUCGUCUUUGACCCAACAAAGCUGGAUGUGGGUCUAGAGCUGGAGAUGCUCUUCCGCCAGUUGAAGGGGCGUGAAUCCCAGAUAAGGAUCAUCCUGAACAAGGCUGACAAUCUGGCCACCCAAAUGCUCAUGCGGGUUUACGGGGCCCUCUUCUGGAGCUUGGCCCCUCUCAUCAAUGUCACAGAGCCCCCAAGGGUUUACGUCAGCUCCUUCUGGCCACAAGAGUAUAAGCCGGACACCCAUCAGGAACUGUUCCUCCAAGAAGAGAUCUCCCUCCUAGAAGACCUGAAUCAGGUGAUCGAGAACAGACUGGAGAACAAGAUUGCCUUCAUCCGCCAGCACGCCAUCCGGGUCCGCAUCCACGCCCUCCUGGUUGACCGCUACCUGCAGACUUACAAGGACAAAAUGACCUUCUUCAGUGAUGGAGAACUGGUCUUUAAGGACAUUGUGGAAGAUCCCGAUAAAUUCUACAUCUUCAAGACCAUCCUGGCAAAGACCAAUGUCAGCAAAUUUGACCUUCCCAACCGCGAGGCCUAUAAGGACUUCUUUGGCAUCAAUCCCAUUUCCAGUUUCAAACUGCUCUCCCAGCAGUGCUCCUACAUGGGAGGUUGCUUUCUGGAGAAGAUUGAGCGGGCCAUCACUCAGGAGCUUCCGGGCCUCCUGGGUAGCCUCGGGCUCGGGAAGAAUCCAGGUGCUCUCAACUGUGACAAAACAGGGUGUAGGGAAACACCAAAAAAUCGCUACAGGAAGCACUAGGUGGUGUAGCGGUUCUUGGGUUCCUGUUGGUGAAUCAGCUUGUGUCCUAACUGUCUGAGAAGUCCUGGUUUAUUAACCCUUUGAGCCACCCUGGCAGGAAUUAUUACACAGUGGAGAGUUGGGAGUUCAUUGAGGCCAGGGGUCGGGGCAGGUGUGUGUGUCUAGGGAGGAGAGUGGAAACUGUGAAUUCCUGUGUGCUUGUCUUGUUGCUUCAGUGAGGAGGCCUGAUUGAGGCAAGUCAGCCUCCACCUGCUUUUCCUGGGUCCUGUCUUGGAAGGACAGAGAGCAGCUAAAUUCUAGUGUAUCUUAAAUCAGUGAGGGUCAAAUAAGCUAAAAGCAGCUGAAAUUCCUUUGUUCCCUGUGAGCUGGGAAAACAGCGAAGGCCUGAGUCGUAGAGAUUGUCAGGUCCAUUUUGGCUUCUUUCCACACUCACAGUCUCGCGUUUGUUCCCCAGCCCUCGGCUGCCUCUUAACUUUGGGUUGACUUUCAACAGUGAAUAGUCUCUUGGGUCUGAAUAUACCUGGGUUUGUUUUUGUUUUUUUGAGACGGAGUCUCGCUCUGUCGGCCAGGUUGGAGUGCAGUGGUGCAAUCUCAGCUCACUGCAACCUCCCCCUCCUGGGUUCAAGCGAUUCUCCUGCCUCAGCCUCCUGAGUAGCUGAGAUUAUAGGCCUACCACCAUGCCCAGCCAAUUUUUGUAUUUUUAGUAGAAACGGGACUUCACCAUGUUGCCCAGGCUGGCCUCGAACUCCUGACCUCAAGUGAUCCACCCGCCUCGGCCUCCCAAAGUGCUGGGAUUACAGGCAUGAGCUGCCGCACCCGGCCUCCACCUGGGUUUUGAGCCAAUCCCCCGGACUUGCUCCUGGUUUCCUCAAGGGGUGGGGCAGUGGUUUAGGACACUCGACAACUAAGAACAGGAGUUCCCAGGAAGGACAAGGAUCUGCCUCCCCCACUGCCACUUCUCUGAUGUGUUCCUCAAAGCUGGCUCGAGGGCUCGAUCCCUUUAUCGGACCCAGGAGGGGACUGGUUGGUGUAUCCAGGUAAUUUACUCUUGGAAGUGACUGUAGUGAAGGUCGUGGAAGGGCUCAGAGGGUUAAUUGGUUUGCAGUGCGUCUUUGUCUAUUGCAUGUCUUGGAAAACUCAGAUCCCAAAGGCGCUGGGUUUCAGAGAGGACAGUGGAGACCUUGCUCCUUUUCCUUAGGUCGCCAGUCUCUCAAAUUUCAGAGGAGGCUGUUUCCACAACUCCCCUGUGGAAACACUUGGCAGCGGAGUUGCUCCUUUGCAGUUCCCACACCAUGGCUUUUCCUUUCCUUUCUUCUCCAUUCCCUGAUGCAUCAACACUUACUUGGAGCAGUUUCCUAGGAGUCAGAACCAGCACCAGCCACUCGGUGUCGGUGGCCACCAAGGCUUAACAUUGACCUUCCCGCCUGACCUUGAUGCAGAUGUCCACUGAACACACCGCAGGAAAGCCAGGGCCUUCAAUACCAAUAAGCGUGAAUAUGUGUGUAUGUUGUCCAAGAGAGAUUAGGGAGAUCACACAGACUCUAGGGAGUAGAGAACUUGUAACAGUCUUGCAAGGCUAGCAUGCACGGCUCCGCAGCAGGUGGUGGGGAGCAGAGGGGCAGGCCCUGCAGGGAAGAAGCAGCCUUUGGAUGGUGAAAUGUGCAUGGUGCACAGUCUGUGCAUGCCCAGGAGACCCAGCCCGGGCUGCCUCGAGGGGCUCCUUUGUGCACAGCCAGCCGCUUCUCUUGGGAACAAGCUGUCCUGGGGGCCUUACCCACGAGGCAGGAGUCAGGAUGCACCAGCUCAGCACCAGGAAGUCAUCCUGGACCAGAAGGACAGUGGAAAGGCAGGCAGAGGGAGAGGCACUCUGAGGUCAGGCAGGGUAAGCCAGUUGGCAGUCAGGUUAGGUCUAUGCGGAGAACCUCGAGUUAGGAAUUCCCGGUUCUCAGAAUUGUUAUCACUCUGGUGCAUGCUGUCACAGGGGCCGUUGCGUUUGGCUUUGUGGAGGGCCUGGACCCUUCCACAAGAACACCCGAGGUUCCAGGGCACUCAGGACAAUGUUUCCAAGGAAUGAGUCGACCAGGAAAGAACAGUGAGUUCUGCAAGGGGCAUCCACGGAGCCUGUGAUAGGGGCUGAUGAGAUGGAAUCUGUCCUGGACUUUUCUUCUCAUUAACCACCCUCUGCAAACCCCAGAACCCCUCGCCUCAUCUCUGUACUGUCUGCCCUCUUGGGGGAUGGGCCCUCCCACUUUCCCCUGCCUGCUCCUCCAUGCUGUGAGCUGCUUUGGCAGAUGUGUUUUUCUGUGUAGUCAGGGGAAAAACAAAAAAAAAUGCACAACUGUGUGGGCAUUGUCAUAGCUGUUGGUGUCACCACUGCUUUGGGGGAAAUGGCUGGGAUGAGGCUAAUACAUUCAUGCAAUAUUUAUAUUUUCAGGGGGCUGCGUUAUCAGCAUGCUCUCCCUGCCUUGGGCUUUUCUUUCCGUCAUGUUUUCCUUUUCAUGUUCCUUCUCUGAUUUCUCUUGUCUCUGCUGCUCACAGGCCUGCCCAUCAGUCAGUACAGAUGCUCAGUGUCUGGUUUCUGGCCAGCUCCGUGGAGGGGGCUUUAAGCAGAAUUCUGACUCUUUGGGGUGGGGGAUUAGGAACUGGGGGAAACUUAACGAUCCAGAGAUUCCCCCAAGAGGAGUGUCUGGAAGGAUCUGUGCCUGGACAGUGGCUGAACCUUUCCAGUGUUCUUUUGGUUCUGAUUUCAUCAGUCUCAAUAAAGUUCGAUCUCUCUUUAA